UCGGGACAGGAGCAGGAGUCCGGGGAUAAGAGGCGACUUGAGAAUGUCUUUGAAUGAAGAGGGUUACGUGGUUCGGAUCAGAGGACUACCCUGGUCCUGCACUCAGGAGGAGGUGGCCAGUUUCUUCUCUGACUGUGACAUCGUUGGGAAAGUAAACGGAGUGUGUUUCACCUACUCAAAAGAAGGUCGACCGAGUGGAGAGGCAUUUAUUGAGCUCAAAACAGCCGAGGAUUUCAAGAAUGCCCUUGCCAAGGACCGUAAAUACAUGGGACACCGAUACAUAGAGGUGUUCAAGUCAAACCGUAGUGAAAUGGACUGGGUGCUGAAACGUAGCGGUCCUGCUGACUAUGACAGCUGCAGUGGCUGCAUGCUGAGACUUAGAGGCCUACCCUUCGGCUGCAGCAAGGAGGAAAUUGUUCAGUUCUUCUCAGGGUUGAGAAUCGUGCCAAAUGGGAUUACUCUGCCAGUGGACUACCAGGGGAGGAGCACAGGGGAAGCCUUCGUGCAGUUUGCCUCAAAGGAGAUAGCAGAAAAGGCUCUGGGGAAACACAAGGAAAGAAUAGGGCACAGGUAUAUAGAGAUUUUUAAGAGCAGUCGUAAUGAGAUCAGAGCCUACUAUGAGCUGCCCCGGCGGGGAAUGGGAGGCCAGAGACCAGGGCCAUACGAUAGACCCAUGAUGGGGGGCCCAAGGGGAGGGUUUUUUGGCCCCGGGCCUGGCCGUGGUGGGACUCUGAUGGACACCAUGAGGAGUGGAGGAGGUUAUGGAGGAGGUUACGGUGGCUUUGACAGCUACAAUGGUUUCAACAAUUACUGUUUUGGCAACGGCAUGUUUGACGAGCGAGUGAGAGGAGAGAGGGGAGGAAGAGGGAUGGGUGGCCAUGGCUAUGGUGGUCAAAGUGACGGUGGCUCAGGCUUUCACAGCGGCCAUUUUGUCCAUAUGAGGGGUCUACCUUUCCGUGCCACAGAGGGAGACAUUGCCAAGUUCUUCUCUCCUUUAAAUCCACUGAGGGUCCACAUUGAUGUGGCUCCUAACGGCAAGUCAACUGGAGAGGCAGAUGUGGAGUUUCGCUCCCACGAAGACGCUGUGGCAGCCAUGUCCAAAGACAAGAACCACAUGCAGCAUCGCUAUAUUGAGCUGUUUCUCAACUCAACAGCCAGUGGAGCAGCUGAAAUGAGUCGUGGCGGCGGUGGUUACUAUGGUAACUCAGGAGGGGGCGGAGGCUCACGGAGCAGCGGGCUGCGAGGUGCAUACUGAUAAAGUCAUCCCACUCUUCAAAUCCAUCCUGGCAUUUGUCUCACGUCUCCUUAGGCCACAUUUACUCAACUAAUGUUUCGAAGCAGGAAAGCUGCUACGAAGUCACUCGUUUGUUUUGUUACAGCUGUUCUUAGGUGAAGUUAUACCACGACCCCACAGUACUAAGAUACUACAAACAGGCCAAAUAUGACCUUAGCAAGCACCAUUAUAACACCAUUCCUAAAAGCAUAUGAAGAACAAAACAACUUGACAAUAUGAAAAUGUUGGAGCUGUUGAAGGUGCUGAACAUGGUCAAUAAGUCAUUAUUUAUUGAUCUUCUAUUUCUAAAAUUGGAUGUAAUAGAUUUUCUCUAGCAAUCUAAGAGAAAUCAAACACCUUUUUAUUUUUCCAGAGAUCUGAAUGGGAUUGAAAGGGCAGUAGCUGAAUAUGUUAAAGUUUGUAAUGACUUUAUUUGGAUGCACUUUAAUUCAUCUUGUUACACAUCUGGCUUGUUGGCAGGAGAUGUAAAUCAGUGCAGAUGCAGCAAGGAGGCAGACCUUCAUUGGACACAGACUAACAGGUGUGGGACUUUGUGUGAUACACAAGAAAGAACAAUUUUGAUUGUCAGUACACUGUCAGGACCAAGCAUGUUCACUUUGAUCCCAUCACUUGAUGAUAACAGUGCUCUGGCUUGGGUGACGUGUAGAGGUGAAUGAUGCUCUUUAAGAGGCCAAGCAGUGGAGGGCAACAUCAAAACAAGGAACUUUAGCUAAGAAAUUCAGAUGUUUUAAACGCACUCUAAAAAACUUAUUUUCAGCAGAACAAAUAACCAACCUGUAACUAUUUUAUACCUGAUUUCAGAUUGGCUUUCCUGCUUUGAAAAGUGUACCAAAUGUGAGCCAUUGUGUUUUUUAUGAAUGUUUUCACAGUUCAUUACAGAAUUUAAAAUUAAGUUGAAUAUUAUAUUCCACUCUCAAAGAGUGGAAGUAAAAUAAAGUCUCUAUAUUUGAGCUGUAAAAUAGCUUAUGCAGCUGUUGUACAUUUUGCCUAAUAAAUUUUAUAUUUAAUUCUC
Molecule: messenger RNA, 2306 nt
Organism: Seriola dumerili (greater amberjack)
Lineage: Eukaryota; Metazoa; Chordata; Actinopteri; Carangiformes; Carangidae
Gene: hnrnph3
Product: heterogeneous nuclear ribonucleoprotein H3
Exons: 11
Coding region: 44-1255 (403 amino acids)
Biological process (GO): regulation of RNA splicing
Cellular component (GO): nucleoplasm; ribonucleoprotein complex
Molecular function (GO): RNA binding
Source: RefSeq, a predicted model, not a curated record